This is a messenger RNA of Sphenostylis stenocarpa, 3564 nucleotides long. NCBI's taxonomy places the organism in Eukaryota, Viridiplantae, Streptophyta, Magnoliopsida, Fabales, Fabaceae. The record is from the annotation of a GenBank genome assembly.
AUGAAAGCCCUGUACAGAAGCUCUCUCUUUCUUGUCUUUCUCAUUUUCUACUUCACCGUCCACUUUCUAGCCAGAGCUUCUUCUGCACUUCCCACCAGAGACCCAACCCAGCAACUCCUUAGCUUCAAAGCCUCUCUCCCCAACCCAUCCCUCCUCCCCAACUGGCUCCCCAACCAAACUCCCUGUUCCUUCACCGGUGUCACCUGCAACCAGACCCACCUCACUUCCAUAGACCUCAGCUCCGUCCCUCUCAGCACCAACCUUUCCAUUGUGGCCACCUACCUCCUCACCCUCGACCACCUCCAAUCCCUCUCCCUCAAAUCCACCAACCUCACUGGUCCUGCCACCGUUCCUCUCUCGCAUUCCAAGUGUGCCUCCUCCCUAACCACCAUAGAUCUGUCCCAGAACAUCCUCUCCGGCUCCCUCAACGACAUGUCGUUUUUAGCUUCCUGUUCAAACCUUCAAUCUCUCAACCUGUCUAGUAACUUCCUGGAAUUCGACUCCUCACACUGGAAACUCAACCUCCGUGUCGCCGACCUCUCCUACAACAAGAUUUCUGGUCCUGGUGUUGUGCAGUGGCUUCUCAACCCCGAUGUCGAACACCUGGCGCUCAAAGGUAACAAAAUCACAGGAGAAACGGAUUUCUCGGGUUCUACUUCUCUGCAGUACUUGGACCUUUCCUCCAACAACUUCUCUGUGGCUAUUCCUUCCUUGGGCGACUGUUCCUCACUGGAAUACUUGGACCUCUCUGCCAACAAAUAUUUUGGCGACAUUGCAAGCACUCUUUCCCCUUGCAAGAGACUUGUCUACCUUAAUGUCUCCAGUAACCAGUUCUUCGGUUCGGUUCCUUCCCUCCCCCUGGGUUCUCUCCAGUUUGUGUACCUCGCAGCCAACAACUUUCGUGGCCAGAUUCCUCCUGCACUCGCAGACCUCUGCUCCACUCUCCUCCAGCUGGAUCUCUCUUCCAACACUCUCACUGGUGUCCUCCCACGCGCCUUUGGUGCCUGCACUUCGCUCCAAUCCUUAGACAUCUCGACCAACCUCUUCUCCGGGGCGAUGCCGAUGGAGGUUCUGACUGAAAUGAGCAGCUUGCAGGAGCUUGCGGUGGCAUUCAACAAAUUCGGCGGUCCUUUCCCCACGUCGCUGUCGAGGCUUUCUAGUUUGGAAUUGCUGGAUCUGAGUUCCAACAACUUCAGCGGGCCAAUCCCUGGAACGCUGUGCGGAGAUGCUGGGAAUAACUUAAAGGAACUUUACCUGCAGAAUAAUCAGUUCACGGGUUUUAUUCCGCCCACGCUCAGCAACUGUUCCAACCUCGUUGCCUUGGACUUGAGCUUCAACUUCCUCUCGGGGACCAUCCCUCCAAGUCUGGGGUCUCUCUCCAAGCUUCGAGACUUGAUGAUCUGGCUCAACCAGCUCCAUGGAGAGAUUCCUCAGGAGCUGAUGUAUCUCAAUAGCCUCGAGAAUCUUAUCCUGGAUUUCAACGACUUGAGUGGGAACAUUCCCUCCGGCCUGGUUAACUGCACCAAGCUCAAUUGGAUCUCACUCUCCAACAACAGGCUCAGUGGCCAGAUACCCGCCUGGAUUGGGAAGCUUUCCAAUCUGGUCAUACUCAAGCUCAGCAAUAAUUCCUUCUCUGGCAGGAUUCCGGCCGAGCUUGGCGAUUGCACUAGCCUGAUAUGGUUGGAUCUGAAUACUAACUCACUCACUGGGCCCAUUCCGCCUGAGCUGUUCAAGCAAUCAGGGAAGAUAGCUGUGAAUUUCAUCAGUGGGAAGACAUAUGUGUAUAUAAAGAACGAUGGGAGUAAAGAGUGCCAUGGAGCUGGGAACUUGCUGGAGUUUGCGGGGAUCAGUCAGAAGCAGCUGAACAGGAUUUCUACCAAGAAUCCCUGCAAUUUCACUAGGGUUUAUGGGGGUAAGUUGCAGCCAACGUUUAACCAUAAUGGUUCUAUGAUAUUUUUGGAUAUAUCGCACAACAUGUUGUCAGGGAGUAUUCCGAAAGAAAUUGGGGCCAUGUACUAUUUGACCAUUCUCAAUCUGGGUCACAAUAAUGUAUCUGGGAGCAUUCCUCAGGAGCUUGGGAAGAUAAAGAAUCUCAACAUUCUUGAUCUCUCGAACAAUAGACUGGAAGGACAAAUCCCGCAGACCCUUACCGGGCUUUCCUUGCUCACUGAGAUUGACUUGUCCAACAACAUGCUUUCGGGGACUAUUCCUGAGACGGGUCAGUUUGAUACUUUCCCUGCGGCGAAGUUUCAGAACAACUCUGGUCUCUGUGGAGUUCCUCUUGCCCCGUGUGGGUCCGACCCGGCAAAUAGUGGGAGUGCACAGCAUAUGAAGUCUCACAGGAGGCAGGCUUCUCUGGCGGGGAGUGUUGCAAUGGGGUUGCUGUUCUCCCUCUUCUGCAUCUUUGGUUUGAUCAUAAUUGCCAUUGAGACCAGAAAGAGGCGGAAGAAGAAGGAGGCUGCUCUUGAGGCCUACGUGGACGGUCUUUCGCAUUCGGGUCCGGCCAAUGUGAGCUGGAAGCACACCAGUACCCGUGAAGCGCUUAGCAUAAAUCUUGCAACGUUUGAGAAGCCCCUUCGGAAGCUUACUUUCGCCGACCUUCUUGAUGCCACCAAUGGCUUUCACAACGACAGUCUCAUUGGCUCUGGUGGGUUUGGGGACGUGUACAAGGCUCAGUUGAAGGACGGAAGUGUUGUGGCCAUCAAGAAGCUAAUUCAUGUCAGCGGACAAGGGGACAGAGAGUUCACUGCUGAAAUGGAGACCAUUGGGAAAAUCAAGCACAGGAACCUUGUUCCCUUGCUGGGAUACUGCAAGGUUGGGGAGGAGAGGCUUUUGGUUUAUGAGUAUAUGAAAUACGGGAGCUUAGAGGAUGUUCUGCAUGAUCAGAAGAAAGCUGGGAUCAAGCUGAACUGGUCGAUUAGGAGGAAAAUUGCAAUUGGAGCUGCCAGGGGAUUGGCUUUUCUUCACCACAAUUGUAUCCCUCACAUCAUUCAUAGAGACAUGAAGUCGAGCAAUGUGUUGCUUGAUGAAAACCUGGAAGCCAGGGUGUCUGAUUUUGGGAUGGCUAGGCUUAUGAGUGCUAUGGAUACUCAUUUGAGUGUGAGCACACUGGCGGGCACCCCAGGGUAUGUCCCUCCCGAGUACUAUCAGAGCUUCAGAUGCUCCACCAAAGGUGAUGUCUACAGUUACGGAGUAGUUUUGCUUGAGCUGCUAACUGGGAAAAGGCCAACGGACUCGGCUGAUUUUGGUGACAAUAAUCUUGUUGGAUGGGUUAAACAACACGCGAAGCUGAAAAUAAGUGAUAUUUUUGACCCGGAGCUCAUGAAGGAAGACCCUAAUCUGGAGAUGGAGCUUUUGCAACACCUUAAGAUUGCGUGCUCCUGCUUGGAUGAUCGGCAAUGGAAGCGUCCCACGAUGAUUCAAGUAAUGGCAAUGUUCAAGGAGAUUCAGGCGGGAUCUGGAAUCGAUUCUCAGUCAACGAUAGCCACCGAAGAUGAAGGUUUCAAUGCCAUAGAAAUGGUGGAGAUGAGCAUUAAAGAAGCCCCUGAAUUGAGCAAGCAUUAA